Molecule: messenger RNA, 471 nt
Organism: Serpula lacrymans var. lacrymans S7.9
Lineage: Eukaryota; Fungi; Basidiomycota; Agaricomycetes; Boletales; Serpulaceae
Exons: 4
Biological process (GO): G protein-coupled receptor signaling pathway
Cellular component (GO): membrane
Molecular function (GO): mating-type factor pheromone receptor activity
Source: RefSeq, a predicted model, not a curated record
GGUACAUCUGCCCUCAUUAUAUGGAUAGGCUUGCUUUGCUUGAAUGGAUUCAUAAACUCAAUUGUUUGGGAUCACAAUGUCACUAAUUGGGCACCUGUGUGGUGUGAUAUAUCAUCUCGUUUGAUGCUAGGCGGGGGAAUUGGUGUGCAGUCAGCGUGCUUAUGCAUUGCUCAUUAUUUGUAUUUUGUCACAAGAAACAUAACCACAAACCGGCCCAGUCAAAUCAGGGUACCCAUUGCAUGUGACCUUUUUUUGGUCAUAGGAGUUCCAACACUGUACAUAGUCGUAUCUUAUAUUUUUCAAAGUAACCGCUUUGUGAUGUUCGAGGAGAUAGGGUGCUAUUAUGCGAUAUACAACACGCAGCCCAUUUUACCGUUACUUUUGAUAUGGCCGUUGAUAGUGUCUCUUAUCCUUCUUGUCUACUUAGGUAAGCAUUUAGUGGCCCCCCUGUACCCACUCAAAAUGAUAUAA